AUGCUUCAUCCAACUCUGUUACCGUUUGGACAGGAGGGUCUCUUCGAUGUACGCGACGUCCCAGAAUAUAAUGAAUUAAAGUUAGUGCCGCUAAACCUUUUGUUCUACGUGUAUAAAAAGAUACUAUGCCUACAUCAUGCUGUAUGUUUAGAAUGUGAUAUAAAAUUAUCAAAGGAGUUAGCUACGAUAGGCAGUAAUGGUAAUUUGUCUGUAUUAUGUAAUACAUCAUGUAUGAUAGGAGAUAACAGAGGUGAUAUGAUCUGGUAUGAUAACCAAUUUAAUCAAGUACCACACAAAGGAAGGAUAUUUUCUGUUAGUUAUGGUAGAGGUAGAUAUUCACGACUGGUAAUUUUACAUUCUAUACCUACAGAUGAGGGGAAUUAUAUCUGUACUCUGGAAACAAGUGGUGAAUUAAAACAAAAAUCAUUUACGUUAACUUAUGAUGGUCCCACACCAGCAAGAUCAAAUGUUAAAAAGGAUAUUGGUCCGAGAAGAGGCGAUGUGGUAAUCUAUGAUCCAAACAUUUUACAUCGUAGACCUAAACGUCAAGUCCAAGAAACAACGGAAUCGUCAGGCUUGGGCGAUAACGAAGUCGAUAGUACAACAACCAUCGAACCAAGACCAGAGUUAUUGACUGAAAGUUCACCAGAGCCGCAGCCAAAAGCAGAAAAUACAACUCUAUUAACUUCAAUGUCAACGAUGUCAACAAUAAUAACGCAAACAGCCAGAAAACAAAAAGCCACAACACAAAAACCCACAACUCUAAAAACCACAACACAAGUUACCACAGCUCAAGAAAGCACAACAAAAAGAAUCCAAAUUCCUCAACAAAACGAGCAAGGUACCACUACGCCAAUGGAAGGAGGCAACUCAAAAGUACCAAAUACUGAAUUUGGACGUAGUGGUUUAGUUGCAUUUGUAGUGUCGCUUUCCAUCGCUUUAUUAUUGCUUUAUGCACUGGUGUUGAUUCUUUUAAUACCAAUGUGCUUAAAACGGAAGAAGGGGAGAACAAGCACCAAGAAGAGAACGCAGAUUUCAAAAGAUACACCAGUUGUACUUUCGCAAGUAGCUAAAUCAGAAGAUAAUGGAGACCUUCCCUCUCCAGGGCCAAGUGAUGCCGGUUUCACAACAAUAGAUCUCGAUGAUCCACCAAAGGAUAAACAAGACGAAGAUGGUAAACAAACAUCUGAACAAAAUGACGAUGUAAAAGUUCUGCCAUCUGCUACAACAGAUCCCGAAACAACUAAUACACAAGAAAGUAUGUUGAGCUCUGUGAUGUCAACUUCCGAUAAAGGGGUAACUAAAUCAGUCGAUCCAGCUCCAGUUGACGAUGAUUUAAAAUUUAUUGAUGAAACAACCCAUUCUACUGAAUCCGAGAAAUUAGACGAUUCUUCGGUAUUUGACAAUUCAACUCCUGCUGUAGUAGACGAACCCCAAAGAACAACGACAGAAACGACCGAGGUUAAGUUAGAGAUAACAGAAAAGGAGGACGGACAUAAACAAAUCAAAUUGUCAUCAUCUUCCCCCCCACCAGAGACUCAAUCAUCAAACUGA
Molecule: messenger RNA, 1554 nt
Organism: Lottia gigantea (owl limpet)
Lineage: Eukaryota; Metazoa; Mollusca; Gastropoda; Lottiidae
Exons: 6
Coding region: 1-1554 (517 amino acids)
Source: RefSeq, a predicted model, not a curated record